AUGCGUCUGAGUAUACGUCUUGCCGCAUUAGGGGCGUCUCUGCUCCCAAUUGCUUCUGCCCAGACUUAUGGUCAAGGGCCGGACGAGAACGGCAUCUACUGGAUCAAGAGCGAAGGACUUACAGCCGGUUUCAUUCCGUACGGCGCGUCCAUCAGCCAUUUGUUGAUCAACGACCAGUAUGGAAUCCAGCGAGACAUUGUAACUGGAUUCGACAAUGCCACAUACUAUGGAAUAGACAAGCAGCACGGACAUUUCGGUGGCGUACCAGGUCGUUACGCCAAUCGUAUCAAGAACAGCACGUUCGAGAUCGAUGGCGAGACCUUCACGGUCGACGCAAACGAGAACGGCGGUUUGGACACCUUACAUGGCGGCUCUGACGGCUGGGACUAUCGCAACUUCACCGUUGUUUCUUACGCCGAGGACACCAUUACAUUCUCCAUUGUUGACCCUGACGGCAAGGAAGGUUUCCCGGGUGAAGUCGUCUCGUACAUCACUUACACCGUCCACGAUUGGACGUGGGACUUCAAGAUGAUCGCACUCGCAACUACCAAGAAGACGCCCAUCAUGCUCAGCAGUCACACCUAUUGGAACUUGGAUGGAUUUGCCAACAACGAGACUCAGAGCGCCUUGAACCACACUUUCUACCUACCCUACAGUGGUCAGCGUGUCGGCGUUGACAAUAUUCUGAUCCCUACUGGUGAUAUUCUUGCCAACCAACGCGGUUCGGUCAAUGACUUCUGGAGUAGACCCAAGCAGAUCGGCGAAUCAUUCGGCGAUCCCGAGCUUGAGGGCAACUGUGGAUUCAACUGCACCGGUUACGAUACCUGCUGGCUUGUCAAUCGCGAACAGAACGGUCCCUACGACUGGCGAAACGACGGCUUCGUUGCGCGCCUUUCCUCUGCCUGGUCGGGCAUCCAACUCGAUGUCUACUCAGACCAAGAAGCCUUCCAGAUGUACUCCUGCAACGGGCAGAACGGUAGUGUGGCGCUGAAGACUACACAAGGCCUCACUGACAACCCUGACUUCCCUCGUACCAUCCCCAAGUAUGGUUGUGUCGUCCUUGAGGUUGAAGACUGGAUUGAUGCCAUCAACCAGCCUGAAUGGCAACGGGAGAAGAAGCAGAUCUUCGAGCCUGGUGGUGACCCAUAUGUCUUGCAGGCCAGUUACCGCUUCAGCAUCAACGGCACCAGCUCAUAA
Molecule: messenger RNA, 1197 nt
Organism: Truncatella angustata
Lineage: Eukaryota; Fungi; Ascomycota; Sordariomycetes; Amphisphaeriales; Sporocadaceae
Product: aldose 1-epimerase
Exons: 2
Coding region: 1-1197 (398 amino acids)
Biological process (GO): glucose metabolic process; beta-D-galactose catabolic process via UDP-galactose, Leloir pathway
Molecular function (GO): carbohydrate binding; aldose 1-epimerase activity
Source: RefSeq, a predicted model, not a curated record